Amoebophrya sp. A120 is the source of this 2292-nucleotide messenger RNA. The record is from the annotation of a GenBank genome assembly. NCBI's taxonomy places the organism in Eukaryota, Dinophyceae, Syndiniales, Amoebophryaceae.
CUUCACGAAGCACAUUGCGGACUGCAUGUCACCGAACGGCUUCGAGGUAAAACCGGUGUGUGCAGCCGGAAUCGUUUUGUCGUUCGCGGUGACUGCGCCGCCCUUGACCGAUUUUUCACUGUCAGCAUUCGCUGAUCUGAUGGAAUGUGUGGAGACGCUGUUAUCAAAGAAACCUAACGAGUGUAGAAAAAGAGAAAGUUUCGACUUUUCGUCGGUCAUUAGCGAAGUCAGCUAUUCGCAGAUCGGUCUAGAUACAAUUUUUCGAAACCUAACGAAUGAAAAACUCGACCAGAUUUACGACUGAGCCAAUGCUGUCGACGCUUCUACCUAGUAGUUCGAAUGUAAUUGAUUCUUUUGCAGGUCCACCUCCACCUGUUCGUCCUCACAUUGAUUUUUUGCAGUAUCAAGUCCAUUUUGGAUCAACUCAGUGGUAUGAUACAUAAACGAAUUCGUUGAUAUGACACCUUCUUCGUUUCCACGACAUUGCGCAUAGACUGAUGAACACACCUGCCAAGUUUUGACACGAUCUUCCAGGAAAUGCUAAAUGAAUUCCAAGAAACAAUAAAAAGCAAGCAAAGCUGCAUAAAGUUGAAUGAUAAAAAGACCUUUGCUCCUUUAUUCCGCGCAUUUGCAGUGCUUGAUACGGCUACCGAGACUGGAUUGAAGGCUUGUAGUUCCUCUCGUACGUGGAACGAAGCAGCGCUCUAAAGAGGCAGACCCUGUUGGUAACUAAGUGAACGGAGAAACAAAAUAGUUUGAGCUGACGGCUCCUCUUCAAAAAGACUUUAUCUGAUGACGAAGCUCAGGGGCAGCACCAACAUGAGUUCCGCAUCAUCGUCACCCUCAGCAAUGCUGAAGUGCCGUCCACGACCGCGACGCCAAGGAGUGCCGCUUUUUGGAUCUGUGGCGGCCGGUGUGCUUUUUUCUGCGAAUCAGCACCCGAUCGGACGAGUGCUUUCGUCCGUGAUCGUUUCGGCGGGGAGUAUGAGUUCCGUUUCCGCAGCGAAAGACGAGAAGGCUUCUGAGGGACAGAAGCCGUCUGGAAGCGCAGCAGGAGCUGCUAGCGCAUCAUCGGGGUCCGAAGAAAAAAAGAAGAAAACAAGAAAGAAGAAAUCGAAAGAGAAAGUAAAAGACAAAAAAGAAUCGUCAACAACUACAACACCCUCAUCCACAGACACGGCUUCGUCUACACCCUCCGCUCCGGAGGAAGAGGAACCGCGGGAACCUUCACCCUACAUGCUGCAGCUAACCACGGACACCUUCGACAAUAUCGUGUACGGGGAUCUCAAGCAGGUUUCCACAUUCGUCAAGUUCUACGCGCCCUGGUGCGGCCACUGCAAGGCGUUACGCCCGGCCUGGGACAAGCUCGCCGAGGUGUGGCACAGCGACGGCUCGGUGCAGAUUGCGGACGUGAACUGCGAGGAGAACGGGGAAUUGUGCUACAGAUUCCGAGUUUCCGGCUAUCCAACGUUGCGCUAUUUCACGGACGAGACCGGGGAGGAGGGCGAAGUGUACGAGUAUCAGCGUGAAGAAUUCUUUUUGAAGAAGUGGGUCGCGACCAGGUUAGCGAAGAAGUGCGGACCUCACACGCAAGCGGGCUGCUCACCGGAAGAAUUGAAAAUGCUGCGGCGCUUCGUCGGAACAACGCGUGCCGAGCGGCAGCGGGCGUUGGGCGAUGCGCAAGCGGUUAUUGAGGACCCGACGGUGUCGAUCGUGGACGUCGCAAGGGCGACGAAGAAGAAAGCAUUGUUGGAACAGUUGCUGAAUGCGAAGAAGGCAGCUGAUGGGGUGGACGACGAUGAUGACGAUGGAGCUCUUCAGCGGAAUUUGAAGGCGAAUAAAGCGAAAGCACAGGACAAGAAGGAAGGGUUCCAAACGCAAAGGGAGAAAAGUGAGAAAGAGAAAAAGGCAAAGGAAAAGCUUGAGAAGAAGCAGGAAAAAAAUGCAGUAAAAAAAGACAAGCAGAUAAAAAAGGCGAAAGCAAAAAAAAAUUCCGAGGAAGAAGUAAAUCUUUGGGAACAAGAUCCAGACGAGGACGAAGAACUUUGAAAAUUUCGCUGUUGCAGCACAUGACGAACGAUGAGAAUGUCGGGCAGUCUUGAUGUGCAUUUCUGAUUCAUUUUUGCCUUCUCGUGCAUUCACCUGACUUUGAGUGUGCGGGUCAUAAACCGUGAUCGAUAGAUACAUCUAUGAAUAAAUGAUUCUUGAUGUUCGCCUUCGCCAGACAUGUUUUUCUUUUUUGUUUUUUCAUAUGUCCCAAGAAGAAGAGCCAUCGUCUCAUCACAAAUCGGG